Molecule: messenger RNA, 1740 nt
Organism: Quercus robur (English oak)
Lineage: Eukaryota; Viridiplantae; Streptophyta; Magnoliopsida; Fagales; Fagaceae
Product: ribosomal RNA small subunit methyltransferase, chloroplastic
Exons: 11
Coding region: 122-1285 (387 amino acids)
Biological process (GO): rRNA methylation
Cellular component (GO): mitochondrial matrix
Molecular function (GO): rRNA (adenine-N6,N6-)-dimethyltransferase activity
Source: RefSeq, a predicted model, not a curated record
GUACCAGCGGUUACCCGCUAAGACAAGAUUGGAGAAAAGAAAACCCGUCACAUUGCCAUUCCCAAGAUAUCAAAUGCAUGAAGUACAUUUUACUUAGCAUUGCAUUUUGAAAGAUAGAAAGAUGUGUACGGGUACCAGACCUCUCUCACUUCAAUCUCUCCCGCCAGUAUCUCCUACUACACCACCACGAAGUCAAACAACCCUCAAACCUACACUCCCGGCGCACAAUAGCACCGCAGGCACACCACUAUAUAUAGCUUGCGCCACCAAUGGAAGCAGAAGCAGAAGCAGAAGCAGAAACAGAAGCCCAGACGAUUACCAGUCCACUCUCCAAGCUCUCAACUCCAAAGGCCGCGUCCCAAGAAAAUCCCUCGGCCAGCAUUAUAUGUUGAAUUCUGACAUCAAUGAGCAGCUGGCGAGUGCCGCCCGUGUUGAAGAAGGCGACGUGGUGCUAGAAAUUGGGCCUGGAACUGGCUCCUUGACUAAUGUUCUUUUGAAUGCCGGUGCUUUUGUGCUGGCCAUUGAAAAGGAUCCAUACAUGGCUUCUCUUGUGAGUGAAAGAUUUGCAAGUACAGAAAGGUUCAAGAAGACCAACAAUUUGGGACGGAGGGCAUCACACCUUGGAGAAGGUGUAUCACACAACCUCAAACGAAGCUUCAAAGCUUCUGAAAAGAUAACCUUCUCCAAGGUUUUGAAAGAAGACUUUGUCAAAUGUCACAUUCACUCGCACAUGAAGUUGUUGCUGGGAAGUAAAAAGUCAUUGGAUCAUCCAAAGUCAAGAUAUGCCAAAGUAGUCUCUAAUAUACCCUUCAAUAUAAGUACAGAAGUAGUGAAACUAUUACUUCCAAUGGGUGACAUUUUUUCAGAAGUUGUUCUCUUACUCCAGGAGGAGACGGCAGUGCGCUUGGUGCAAUCAUCUUUGCGAACAUCAGAGUACCGACCUAUCAAUAUCUUCGUCAAUUUCUAUUCAGAUCCUGAAUACAAGUUUAAGGUCCCACGGACAAAUUUUUUCCCUCAGCCCAAUGUUGAUGCUGCUGUUGUCAUAUUUAAGCUCAAACAAGCUGCAGACUAUCCCCGAGUUUCUUCCACUAAGAGCUUCUUCUCAAUGGUCAAUUCAGCAUUCAAUGGGAAACGCAAGAUGUUGCGAAAAUCACUUCAGCACAUAUGCACAUCCAUUGAAAUUGAGGAAGCUUUGGGAAGUGUUGGCCUUCCAGCUACAUCGAGACCAGAGGAGCUUACCAUGGAUGAUUUUGUGAAGUUGCAUAACUUGAUUGUGAAAGUAUAGUGCUUUCUGGUUUUCAUGAAAGGGAAUCAAAGCAAACACCCACAAAAUUGGUGCGCACACACUGUUACACCUCAUUGUUGGAAUUGCACCAGAUAUUAUUUAAAUAUUGAAGUCAACAUUCAACAAUGAAAAACAUUUGCCCGACAUUUUCCAUAUGAGUGGCGUCCAUGCUUAAAGCUAAUGGUGAAAUCGCGGAGACAAAUGGGUCGUGGGCGAAUCUCUUUUCACAUAGAUAUUCCAAGGGCUGUAGCCAGCAUACUUAAUAGUGGAAGUAGCAUCUUUCAAGUGCAUACAGUGAAUUUUAUCAUGAAGUAACCCAAAAGUAUUGCAUUAGCAAUUUAGCAGGACGCUUCAAAUUAUAAGCAAUGUUUACUGUAUAUUACAUGUAAUACUCUAUUGUAAAUAAAGGCUAAUAAUAAUUCAAGACAAAAUGCCACGGUGUUGCGUUCUUUUUA